Oncorhynchus kisutch (coho salmon) is the source of this 1755-nucleotide messenger RNA. Its product is annotated as E3 ubiquitin-protein ligase TRIM47-like. Bases 79 to 789 code for a protein of 236 amino acids. Lineage: Eukaryota; Metazoa; Chordata; Actinopteri; Salmoniformes; Salmonidae. The transcript has 2 exons. The record is from RefSeq and is a predicted model, not a curated record. Gene Ontology annotation, molecular function: zinc ion binding.
ACAAACUCUCUUCUGUGGAAACGAAACUGAUAUGAGUCUCUGUGUCGUCUGUCUGUGUGAGAGUGAACAACCGUCCAAAUGGCUCAACAGGGAGAUCUGCUGGACCAGGACCAGUUCUGUUGUUCUGUCUGUCUGGAUCUACUGAAGGAGCCGGUCACUACUAUCUGUGGACACAAUUACUGUAGAAUCUGUAUUGAGGGCUGCUGGGAUCAGGAUGAUCUGAAAGGGGUCUAUAGCUGUCCUCAGUGCAGAGAGACCUUCACUCCAAGGCCUAAUAUGAGGAAAAAUAACAUGUUGGCUGAGCUGGUGGAGAAACUGAGGAAGACAGGACUCCAGGCUGCUCCCCCUCCUGCUCUGUGCUAUGCUGGACCUGGAGAUGUGGCGUGUGAUGUCUGCACUGGGACCAGAAAGCAGAAAGCCCUCAUGUCCUGUCUGGCGUGUCUGGCCUCUUACUGUGAGACUCACCUCCAACCUCACUAUGAAUCUCCUGCUUUCAAGAAGCACAAGCUGGUCAAAGCCACGGCACAACUAGAGGAGAAGAUCUGCUCUCAUCAUGACAAACUGCUGGAGGUUUACUGUCGUACCGAUCAGCAGUGUAUCUGUCUGCUGUGUGUGAUGGAUGAACAUAAAGGCCAUGAUACAGUGUCAGCUGCAGCAGAGAGGACUGAGAAACAGAGGCAGCUGGGGAUGAGUCAGCAGAAGGUCCAGCAGAGAUUCCAGGAGAGAGAGAAGGAGCUGAAGGAGCUCCAACAGGCUGUGAAGUCUUUCAAGGUGAGUAUUGGUGACUAGAGGAGACACACCAUUUCACUUCUCCCCUCCAGUCAGAGAGAGAGAGAGAGGGGCCCCUAUCCAAUCCCACUGACCCCACUGUUGGGAACAGGCUGUCUGGACCCCUUUCAGAGAAUAGACUGGUUCAUGUAACCGACUGGGCUGCCUCAUCACAUAACCAUGAGUAACCAUGACGACUCAUGUCCCCUAUACAUUAAUAUGGAGCUCUUUCUCUCUCAAUUCAAUUCAAAGGUCUUUAUUGGCAUGGGAAACAUAUCUUUACUAUGCCAAAGCAAGUGAAGUAGAUAAUAAACAAUCAUGAAUGAACAGUAAACAUUAAACAACAAUAAUUUUCAAAUUAAUAGAGACAUUUCAAAUGUUAUAAUUCAAGUGCAAACAGAGUCGUGCCCCAGACUGAGUUCUGGAGGUGAAAUGGAAAUGAAUGAGGGAGAGUUCAGUGAGGUAGAAGGUGUGGAGAAGAGUUCAGAACCAGAGAAGUAUUUGGUCAUAUGAGAUUUGACUUCAGAAGAGUUCCAGGGGGUGUUGAGUGGUGGUGUCCCGUCCUCCCAGGUCGUUGUCAUGGUGUCUGCAUUGUAGUGGAAUGGGGUAGUGGGUUUUUAAUGAGUGUAGGGUUAGUUGGAAGGGUGUUACUUAGUAUUAUCAUCAUUAUAUUAUUAUUAGGCACAUGCGCUGAAUACAACAGGUGUUUUUGCCUUACAGUGAAAUGCUGAAUACAACAGGUGUUUUUACCUUAUACCUUUUACCUUAAAGUAACAAGUAAUUAAAGAGCAGCAGUAACAAUAGUGAGACUAAAAACAGACUAUAUACAGAUGGGAACCGGUACAGAGUCAAUGCACGGGGUCAUCGGUUAGUUGAGUUCAUAUCAAGACUUGUAUGUGUUGUGAUAUUGUUGUCAGGAUGUUGAAGAGAGGGAAAGAUUGAAGUGUCAUUGGGGUUGGACGGGGUUGGGGGAGUUUGGAAGGGAUU